UGUUAGUGUUUGAUUGGCAAGCGAUCCGGCGAGUCAUCCAUGAGUGCUGGAGAACGAGACUUUUAUAGCUUAUCAGUGAUCGAGUUCAGUAGCAAAGCGAUAAAUGUCUAGUUUUUUUUAUUUUCCAAUAUAAAUUCAAGGUUUUGCAAAGCCAUUUGCCCAAUUUCAGUAGCGAGUUGCACUAGUCACAAUGCCCACCAGAAAACAGCCCAGCCAGGAGCAGAUAAACGAGGUGAAGACUCGCUUUUUGGAUAAGCUCGUAACCGAACCACCAAAAGUCCCCUUUAAUGAGAGCGAUUUGGAGCGCAUCCGGAGCAACGAUAUCUGGAUUACACAGCUGCUGGAGGUCUUCAAGCUGGACGUCGAGAAGACCAUUAUGCGCUUAUGGGAAAUCUGCGCAUGGCGCGAGAGCUAUGGAGCAAACGAUAUUAUUGAGUCGAAAUUGAAUAAGGAGUAUUUGCACGACGGCCAGAUCUAUGUGCACAAUCAUGACCAUGAGGGCAAGCCCUUGCUCAUUGUGAACUUCUCCAAGCACUCGAAGAGCAAGAACCAGGACGAUCUAAUACGCCUGAUCGUGUACUGGGUGGAGCGCAUACAGCGUGAAGACUAUCUGCAGAAGAUCACACUCUUCAUGGACAUGACCAAUUCAGGCCUGAGCAAUGUGGACAUAGAUUUUGUCAAGAAAAUUAUCAGUCUAUUCGAGACCAGCUACCCCAACGCGCCCAACUAUAUUAUCGUGCACCAGCUGCCCUUCCUGCUCAACGCGGCAUUCAAAGUGGUGAAGAAUUUCAUGCCCGCUGAGGCUUUGGAGAUACUGCGCGUGACCACCAAAAAGGACAUUCAAGAGUAUGUGAAUAAGGAUAACUGCCUGACGAUCUGGGGCGGCACUGAUGACUAUUCCUUUGAGUUUAAAUCAGCAUAAAAGCAAAGUGUAAACAUAUAUAUUAUUUAUUAUCAGAAUUUCCAAUUAGGUUUGAUAUUUUUUAUAUUUUGAAGAAAUAUUCCGAACAUAUACGCGUAAUCUUAUCUAUAGUGAGCCAACA
Molecule: messenger RNA, 1043 nt
Organism: Drosophila hydei
Lineage: Eukaryota; Metazoa; Arthropoda; Insecta; Diptera; Drosophilidae
Product: motile sperm domain-containing protein 2
Exons: 3
Coding region: 191-922 (243 amino acids)
Source: RefSeq, a predicted model, not a curated record